This is a messenger RNA of Paramacrobiotus metropolitanus, 1896 nucleotides long. Its product is annotated as glycosylated lysosomal membrane protein B-like. Lineage: Eukaryota; Metazoa; Tardigrada; Eutardigrada; Parachela; Macrobiotidae. The coding region runs from base 311 to 1642 and encodes 443 amino acids. The transcript is spliced from 6 exons. Gene Ontology annotation, cellular component: lysosome. The record is from RefSeq and is a predicted model, not a curated record.
CAAUCAGCUGUUUCAUUCUUGCAAAACUAGGUAAGCAUUUGAUUUGCUAACUCGUCCGCCGCUUCUAAAGCAUCGUAUACCGCAGUUUCCGUUCGGCACGAUAAUAAAUGUUCGAAUAAUAUUCAUCUUUUACCUGCAAAUGCGUUUUGAAUGUAUGAAUCACAUGCUAGUGGCAGCACUUCGCAUCGCACGUCAGCGAUAGCACGCACGAUAAUGAACAUUAUCAUGGUCAUGUAAUCUGUCAUCGUCUGCCCACAUUAGCGUAAUCAGUCGUAUUAUCGGAAUUUGGGGAUUCCAUCCAUUUUCGCAUAUGAUCAGUGCAUCUGGAGGGAUCAAGUCAUCAACCGCAAGCUGUUUCACUAUGGAGAGCUGGACGUGGAAAGGAUUGUUGUGCUUUGCGUCGGUGGUGCUGAUGGUGAAUGCGAGCGAUCGAACCCUUAACAUUGCCCUCAAUCCGCGUUGUCCUCUCGGACCGGAAGAAUGCGCUCAUGAUGGCGCACCUGCUCCUUUUUCCAACAACUUACUCUAUGUGAUUUCCUACAAUCCCCGGCCGAACACGACGGAUCCGCGGUACAAAAUUUACUGGAGUACGAUUGAUGCACCCACGGUUCUGAUCGCCGAAAUCGCUCCCGACACCGAUGCCAGUGAUCCAGGAAUUGCAUGGCCGGAGUUCAUACAGGAUAAUAAACCGGAAGUCCCCUUUUUGGUGCCGAACAGCAAACGAUAUGCCGGCUUUGCCCUGGCCAAUCUGAUCGAAUGGGAUGAUGUCGACAAUACCGGGCAGCUAACCAAUAAAUCCAGUACCAUUAUUCACCCAUUUGCAGAGGCACAUUGGUACAAUGCUUCCGUCAAAACGGAAGGGGAUGGCGUGUUUUUGGCCACCUUUGUGGGAACCUUCGGAAGGACUCCUCGCGAUAACAAUAUUACGAUCGAGUUAAGAGCCCAUCUUGACCCAUCUCGUGCAGCAUUGCCACCUCGGAUGCAAAUUAUGCCUAGCUCCGUGACUGCUCGUAUUAUACUCAACCAGACUGCCGUCCACUUCAAUCAUUCGCGAUUUGCAUUGGAUAUGAUCUUCGCCUCCAAUGAUUCAUCCAGAAGACCAGCUGUGCAUUCCAUUGACAAGUCUAUCAGUGAUGAAUUUUCCCCCGGAAUAUUUACGACAGAAAAAAUUUCCGGUGCCGAUACGUAUUUGCAAUGGCGACCUGUGGUGUACACUGCAGCGAACCCUGGUGUCAGCGAUUCGACGCGCUCACAGACCGGAAGUGUAAGAAACGCCACAUUGUCUUUUAAUGCAAGUCUCUCGGACGUGCCCGAUUCCUUGUUACUGGGUUUGGCUGGCAUCACCGAUCCUGGAAAUACUCUGCUACGUUUUAACGUUAGCCUUGGUCAAACGGACGAUGGGUUCUACAAUUCUACAGCUUAUCAGGACUGGACAUGUGAGCUUGGUUUGGGCCAGGCGCCUGUUGAUCAACCGACCAGCAAAAUUAAGCUGAUCAUUGGUAUCGGAUUUGGUGUUCCUGCGGCCUUGAUCUUGGUGGGAGUGGUCUAUGUCGUUUAUCUCAAGAUUAAGCGACGAAGAAGGGAGAGGGAAGCCGGGCUUUUGGUGACAGAAACAACAACAAACUAUCAGACUUUGGGUUAGCAACGUAGAAAGUUCUCUGCGACGAAAAAAUUCAAAUUCUCGAAAAACUUGUGGCGGCGUUUGGCCGUCUUUCCCCUCUCGUGUUUUCAUUGGACCAAUUUAACUGACGGUUACAUGUGACUGUGAUCCUAAAGUAUCAAUAUUUGAUAUACUCCAAUUUUGCCAGGUGCCGGUGCUUUAUAGUUUGUGACUUUGUGCUUUAUAGUUUUCGCAAUUAUGCCCAGUGGUUGAGAUUAAAAUGUUUGAACAUUUAA